AUGGAGCCAUUGAAAACCAAAUCGGUAACCGUUCUAACACAAAAAUGGUUCCCUGUUUCGAUUAAUUCACAAAGCAAGGAAGCCCCCGUUUCAAUCACAAAAAGAACAUAUAACUAUUUCGGAGUUGAUGGGCCAUUGGUAAUCCUUGAUAAAGUGAAGGGCCCUAAGUUUCAAGAAAUAAUUAAUAUUCGUUUAGGGGAUGAAACAACUAGACGUGGUCAAAUCCUAGAAGUUGAUGGGGAAAAGAAGAUUUGGCAACAGCUUCAGCACUACUCUCAGUUCCCAGACUUCAACAACUAUCUCGUUUUCAUCCUAGCACGAGCCGAGGUUUUCUAUCUCCGUUUAUCUCUGUUUGCUAUCUCCGUUUACCUUUUCCAUGAGUCCUUGUUUAAACUGGCAGUGGCUAAUUCUACAUCAGCGACUUUCUUACGUGUUGUUGGAAGUGAAUUAAUUCAGAAGUACUUGGGAGAUGGCCCAAAAUUAGUUAGGGAACUCUUCAGAGUUGUUGAUGAUAUUUCCCCUUCAAUUGUCUUCAUUGAUGAAAUUGAUGCAGUUUGUACUAAGAGCUUUUAA
Molecule: messenger RNA, 573 nt
Organism: Hibiscus syriacus
Lineage: Eukaryota; Viridiplantae; Streptophyta; Magnoliopsida; Malvales; Malvaceae
Product: spastin-like
Exons: 6
Coding region: 1-573 (190 amino acids)
Biological process (GO): proteasome-mediated ubiquitin-dependent protein catabolic process
Cellular component (GO): proteasome regulatory particle, base subcomplex
Molecular function (GO): proteasome-activating activity; ATP hydrolysis activity; ATP binding
Source: RefSeq, a predicted model, not a curated record